Calypte anna (Anna's hummingbird) is the source of this 5580-nucleotide messenger RNA. RefSeq names its product ectonucleotide pyrophosphatase/phosphodiesterase family member 5 (gene ENPP5). The transcript is spliced from 5 exons. The record is from RefSeq and is a predicted model, not a curated record. Lineage: Eukaryota; Metazoa; Chordata; Aves; Apodiformes; Trochilidae. The coding region runs from base 377 to 1786 and encodes 469 amino acids.
GGCCUCCAGCAGUUCCUAACCCAGCACAGAGUGCUUCUGUCUGAGCUCUGGGCUGACAGCUUUUCCGGGAGAAGAGCCCUCAGAGCCUCCUUCCCUCAGAGCCUCCUUCCCUCAGAGCCUCCUCUCAGAGCCUCCUUCCCUCAGGGCCGCCUCCCCUCACCGCCCCCCUUCCCCUCACGGCGCCGGCGCUGACUGGCAGCGGGGCGGCCAUUGCCUGCGAGCUCCGCCUCACCCCGGGUUCGCUCCGCCUGCGCUGCGGGCCGGCCGGCAGGCAGACUGAGCUGUAACAAAUCCCACAUCGUGUGAAGCUGAGUGAUUCUAGGUCUGAAUUUGACAUUAAGAAGACAUGCAAGUUUGGUGUAGCAUUUGACUACCUAUGCCUCAGAAGAGGGGACGAACACCUUCCAGAAUAGCCAUGAACUCUUACUCCCAAGUCCUGUCAAUUUUUAUACUUUUUCUUCCAAGUGCACUGUUUAUUCAGCCAGCCCAGCCCAGAGUCUUGCUGGUUUCUUUUGAUGGAUUUCGAUGGGAUUACAUCUACAAAGUCCCAACUCCCAAUUUUCAUGAUGCCAUGGAGAAUGGUGUCCAUGUCAAGCAGGUCACCAACGUGUUUGUAACAAAAACCUAUCCUAACCAUUACACACUGGUGACUGGGCUCUAUGCAGAGAGCCAUGGCAUAGUUGCUAAUGAGAUGUAUGAUCCUAUUCUGAAUGCAACUUUCUCUCUGGACAAAAUGGACAUCCAGAACUCCAAGUUCUGGGAAGAAGCCAGCCCAAUAUGGAUAACAAACCAGAAGGAAGGGCAUAAAACUGGAGCUGCCAUGUGGCCUGGAACAGAUGUGAAAAUACAUGGAGUCCUUCCUACAUAUUAUAUGCCCUACAAUGAAUCUGUUUCCUUUGAAGAUAGAGUUGCAAGACUUAUUGAGUGGUUUACAUCAGAAGAACCCAUAAACUUUGGCCUCCUCUAUUGGGAACAGCCUGAUGAAAUGGGCCAUAUUCUGGGCCCAGAAAACUUACUUAUGGGAGAGAUAAUCACUGAUAUUGACAGAAAGCUGGGGUACCUUAUGACUGAACUGAAGAAGGCAAAGCUGUGGGGUGUGAUAAAUGUCAUCAUCACAAGUGAUCAUGGAAUGUCACAGUCUUCCUCAGAAAGGCUCAUUGAGCUUGAUCAGUAUGUGGACAGAGAGCUCUAUAAAGUCAUCGACCAUUCUCCUGCAGUAGCUAUUUUGCCAAAAGAAGGCAAACUGGAUGAAGUAUAUGAAGCCCUGAUCAAUGCUCAUCCCAACAUGACUGUAUAUAAAAAGGAGCAGAUUCCAGAGAGAUUACAUUACAAGCACAACAGAAAAAUCCAGCCUAUUUUAGCAGUGGCUGAUCAAGGAUGGGAAAUUGUAUUUAAUAAGUCUGAUGGUUUUCCACUUGGUAAUCACGGAUAUGACAACAGCUUGCCAGAAAUGCAUCCCAUUUUUCUGGCAUUUGGGCCUGCUUUCAGAAAGAAUGCUGCCAAAGAAGUCAUGAAUGCUACAGACUUGUACCCCUUAUUGUGCCACCUCCUUGGUAUUAACCCACUGCCAAACAAUGGGUCAUUCAGUGCUGUGAAAGAUAUACUUGCCCAAGAAGUUCCUGUAGCCUUUGGAGGAGACACUUAUGCUGCUGUUGUAGGAGUCUUCCUGGGCAGUUUGCUUGUUAUGGUUUUUCUUGCAGUUUUUAUUAAGCAUUUUAUCCUCACCCAAGCAAAUACCAUGCCCAUGCAGCAUACUGAAGCUGCCCAGCCACUGCUGCAAGGUUAAUAGCACUUUGUACUCUUUCCUGAUUGAUGCUUAAAAUAAGCUGGUGCAAAAAUGAAAAAUCAAGGAGAUCAGCACAGAUAUGUGGAGUAAAAGGAGAUGGAUGCUGAUCCACUGGAGUACAUACACACCAGGUAUGCAGAGAGAGAGCAUGUUUCUGUUUCACCUUACAACCACUUAUUCUUUCAGGGGUUGAAAAUACUCUAGGUAAACCUGGAAAACUGUGUUUAUGUGUAGACUUGUAAUGAAAAUAGACCUUGAAUACCUCAUUCUGAGCUACUUUUAGGGAAAGAACAUCAGCUGAGGUGCAGUUCACUGAUGAUUACACAGUGAUUUAAUUUCCCACUCCCUCUUUUUUUUUUUUUUUUUUUUUCUUGAGAGGUUUUUUUGAGACUCUUAAGAUUCUAACAAACCACUGAAUGUUGCUAGAUUUCCUCAAGGUUUUUCUUCCUCACCCAAGGAAGCAUUUGCAUGAUUUCCCAUUACAUAGAGGUAGCUUGGUUGAUCAAAUCCUGCUGAAACCCACGUUAUUAAGAUGGGUCAUGCAGUGCUAAGUGUCUAAGUUUAGAGUUAGGCAUAUUUCUUUAAACAUUGUGUAAAUUGUAGCCCCAAAAUAUGAAUCUAGGUGGCAUUGCCUCUAGCAGUCAGCAUUUAACUAAGUGAUUGUUUUUUCCUUAGGUAAUAGAGGUCUUUAUAAUUUUAGGUAUGAUUUUAGACAAAUGUAGGUCUUUACUUUUUCUGUUGUUUCCUCUACACUGGACUAAAUCUUCUAGGAAUUACAGGCAGCUGGCAGCUUAAAGACAUAUGCAAGCACAACACCUGUGUUUCCAUGUGGAGUCUUUGUAUUUCUGUGACAAGAGGUUCUUUCAGAGUCAGGCACACAUGUACUAGCUGGUUUCAGAGAGCUUUCAAGCAUGUCACUGGGUGAAACAUCAGAUCUGUUACUGGAGACUCUUCUCAGGUCUGAGCUGGCCUUGCUUUCCUGUAUUCUAUCUGAUAUGUCUGGCUGGACCUUAGAAUUUGGUGGAUAAGAUUAUACAUGCAAUUUAAGGAAGAGUUGUAUAAAUUUUAACCCAUAAAUCCUCUUAAAUCUGACAAACCACACUUUUAUAUGAAAAAAAAAAAAAAGGUGUAAGACUGAGGAAAGUGUCAGGGAAAAUUAUUAAUCCUGAGUCAAGAAAACCACAUAUUGCUCUGAUUCUUCUUUGUGGGGCAAUAAACCUUUGCUACUGUAGUUGUGGUUUUUUGAUGAGUUCACUUAAAUGGUAGAUGAGAAGCAGCUGACUAAGAUUUUUAUUUUAAAAAUGGUGUGAAUUGAUAAGUUGUCAGGCUUGUUGAACAGCUGAAUUUUUUUUUCCCUCCUGAUGUUAGUAUUUCUCUGCACCUUGCUUCUGAUUACAUUGCCUGAAGGAGAAAGAAACUCUCAAAAUUCAAACAGUCUGGUGUUUCUGUUAGGGUAAUUUAUUGCUUUAUCCACAGCACUCAGCAGAGGGCAAAGAUGGGAACACCUUGGCCUUGGAUGUCCCCAGUGCCAAAGCAGUGGUGUGCCAGUCUGAUGCUGCUGUUGGGAGGGUUGCUAGCAGGCAAGGAGCAAACUGACCAACUGAAGUGCAAAACUUAUUUUGCUGAACUUCAUUCCAGACUCAGUGAAUAAGAUUUGGUUGAGUUCAGAAGUGAGCUUGUUUCUUGCUGGCUCAGUGGCAUGUCAGGAGCUGUCUGGUCCUCACUGCUCCCUCCAGAAGGAAUCUGUCAGAUUCCUCCAUGAAGGAAGGGACCCCUGCUUAGCAUUGAGCUGUCUUGCAAAGAGAUGUGGAAGAUUUUUAGCUAGGUGCAGUGAAAGCCUGAUAGGGAAGGCAAUAAAAUCUUCCAGCUUCAGGUAUAUGCUCAAAGUCCAGUGGUGACAGUAGCUUUAAGAAGGCAGGAAACAAGCAGGACACCCCCUGAUCUGGGGGGUAUAUAUGAGGUCUGGUGUAAAUUACUUUCUGCUGUUACUGUCCUGUGUGCUUCCUUGUUUUCCUAGAUUGACAUUUUCUUAGGAAAACACUGAAGGAAACAUUUUCCUGCUUUAGUGGGAGAGUUGGAGGAGGUGAUCUCUGAGAAGAUCAGGGAUCUUCCUCCCAACUCUGAGAAUUCUGUGAAUCUGUGAAAACAUCUGGGUGAGGUGUGCCUGACAUUCUUGGUGUGGAGCUGAGCAGUAGAUAUGUCUGAAGUUUAAUUGGCUGAUGCCAGCUAAAGAAGAAACCAAGAGAAAACCCCUGAAAGAUAAAGAAAGAUCCCUGAAAGAUAAAAGCAGUAAUGGUGUUUCCAGUAGUUUCUAGAGAGGCUGAGGAAGUCUGAGCAGAAAACUUAAACCUCUUAAUUGUUACUAAUCAGUUCCUUAGCUACCUUCCAGAAGUGGAUGGCAGAUAGCAAAUGAAUGCAUUUAGUCCACCUUUUCUUUCUGAUUUUCAACAUAAAAAUGAACUAGUGUGUGUUUAGAGAUCUACAGGUGUGGUUAAGGGAAUAACAGUGAAAAUUGGAGGUACUACAGACAUCUGUGGCUGCUUCAGUUACACAGUUCUUACUUUGGAACAUGCUGCUUUAAUAGAAAUUCCUCUUACUGCAGUAAUUUCAUAGCAAUGCUUUUGGCAGAUGUAAACAUAACUGGACUGUAAUCUUGAAGGUGUUAAUUAAACUCCCACUUUUUAAUUGUGUCAGUGUAGUUGUAUCAUCAGCCAAAGUAACCCUUGAUUUUAAGGAGGGGGCAAAUUUGCUCAGUGUUUUUGUGAUCCUGGGACUGGGGCUCACCUGCCUGAACGUGCAAGAAGGGAAGAGCUGUGGGUUUACCCUAACAAAGGGUUUGGGAACAAGAUUAAAAAUAGAUUGGGAACACAAAGGUGAGAAUUCUUCUGUCAUUGUUCUUUAUUGCACUGUAAGGCUCUUCUUCAAGGAGGGCAAAAUGAAACCUUGUAGAAAACUGAAGGGAAUUUCUCAGCAUUUGGGUAUUUCAGUUUAGGUUGAAACAUGUUUACUUGUUGCUUAGGUGUAUUUUCAGGUACCUCUUGGCUAAUUUCCUGCUAGGAUAUUUGCCUAGCCAGUGUUGGACUGUGUUUUAACUUGUUGGGUGUAUGCUUGUAUGAAACUGAAAGCACAAAUAUGCCACUGGAGGAAAGCAUCAACUUCUGCUCUGGUGUGAUUGUGAAAUUUUUUUCAGACUACCUUUUUGGUUGGUGAAGACAUGGGUUGGGUUCCUGGGUUUAAUGAGACUGUUUAUGAUGUAUGAAUGAGUUUAUUGGAAAGUGGAUUUGAGUACACUGUAUACUACUUGGGACUUAAGCUUGAAAACUGAGAAGCUUGCAUGAUUUUGUCUUUUAUUAUUGACCUGUGAAGAGUAUUUUGAGAUGUCAAAUGUUUUGUUUGUUUCUUCCUGCUUGGUAAUGUUGAAGAUGAAAUAUAUCUUAGUGCUGUAAGUGCUAUCAAAAGCAUUGAAUGCUUCAUUUAAAAACACUUCUGGGAAAAAAACCUGAAUUGCGGAGGGACAGCUGGGGCAGAAUGGCCUUAACUCAUGUGUAUCCCAAUGAUUUUGUGUGCUCUGCCUGAUGUGUGUCUUUAUUUAAAAUAACAGGAAAUGGGAUAGAAGUUAAGAAUUUUAGGUCAAAGUUCUUCCAUGAAAGACCUCGUUUUCCACCUUAUUAGUGUAUAUGGGAACAACAGCUGUUAAAAACAGUGGUUAUGCAGGCUUUUUAUUAAAAAAAAAAGUCUUCCAGAUGUUCUUAGUAAAGAGGUGCCAUAAUGCUGUUUACUACACGAGAUCUCAA